AUGGUCUUCCGACGUGGUUAUCUGCCGCUCUCGGAAAUACCAACGACAGCGACACAGCAAACUGGAAUUGCGAUUAUUUUUCUCAUGACGUCUCUUGCUUUCGUUACAUGGGGUGCCCGUAUGUACUCCAGAUUUAGUAAGAAGCAAAUUGGUAUCGAUGACUGGUUCGUCACAGUCGCAAUGCUGUUCUCUAUCGGCCUACAUAUUCCAUAUUACUACUACUGCAGAUACGAAUACAUCGGCUUCCAUACCAAAGAUCUUCCGAAGUCAUAUGACAUCGAGCCUGUUUUAUUUUACAACUGGAUAAUGCAGGUCCUUUACAACCCUAUCCUGGCGCUUGUCAAGUCAUCAAUUCUUUUCUUCCUUCUUCGCCUUGGAGGCCAUAAUCGCAGUAUCAGAUGGACCAUCUACGGCUUAAACGCAUUUAAUAUCGCGCUGAUGAUUGCAAUUUUCUUUACUGUGAUAUUCCAAACCAUUCCUAUCAACGCUUACUGGGACCUAUCCAUAAAGCCAGAACGUCAGAUCGAUGGGCCAGUGUUUUACAUCUCAUCAGCCAUCAUCACAAUCGGUACAGAUGUUCUUGUUCUUUUGAUUCCAUUUUGGAUUUUCCUAGGUCUCAAGAUGCGGAUCGCUGCGAAGCUGGGUUUGAUCGUGGUAUUUCUUAUGGGCGGCGUGGUAACAAUUGUCGCUAUUCUUCGUGUGAUCGAUAUGCACAAGAAGUUCUACAUCAAAGGAUACGACUCAAGACACUCGCUUGGUGAUACUCUGAGCAGUAUCGAAGUCAAUCUCGCCAUCAUCGCUUGUUGUGGUCCAGCUCUGCGUCCACUGUUUCGCAGAAUGUUUCCUCGUCUAUUUUCCGGAAAAAGUACCAAUGACACUGGAAAAUACAAGACGCCAAUUCGCUAUGGAAAUGGUACAGCUAGAGUCACGUCGUUUCAUCUCAAGGAUAUGCAUCGAAACAGGACACAGACUGAGAUUCGUGGAUACUCACCCAGGGUUGAAAGCCACUCCACUCAAUCCACUAGCAGCUCGAGUGGAGUGGGUAGAUCAUAA
Messenger RNA from Fusarium redolens, 1053 nucleotides. RefSeq lists its product as uncharacterized. The record is from RefSeq and is a predicted model, not a curated record. The transcript has 5 exons. NCBI's taxonomy places the organism in Eukaryota, Fungi, Ascomycota, Sordariomycetes, Hypocreales, Nectriaceae. The coding region runs from base 1 to 1053 and encodes 350 amino acids.